Messenger RNA from Aspergillus luchuensis, 1377 nucleotides. RefSeq names its product 3'-5' exonuclease. Gene Ontology annotation, molecular function: 3'-5' exonuclease activity; nucleic acid binding. Gene Ontology annotation, cellular component: cytoplasm; nucleus. Lineage: Eukaryota; Fungi; Ascomycota; Eurotiomycetes; Eurotiales; Aspergillaceae. Gene Ontology annotation, biological process: nucleobase-containing compound metabolic process. The transcript has 3 exons. Bases 1 to 1377 code for a protein of 458 amino acids. The record is from RefSeq and is a predicted model, not a curated record.
AUGAUGGCUCUCCGCGACGCAGCUAUGUCUUGCUCGACCAAUGGAUAUAUGUGCAUACGCACAAUGCAAAACCAGGCUGCCAUGACAGCCACUCGCUCAAGGUUGCUGCGCAGGUCGUGCGCCUUGAUUCAGCAUAUGACGCUGAAUGGCUCAAUAAACAGGCCGUACUCUGCUCUGAAUAGUAGUAGCUGCUCUCCACGUUCCAGCUCGAGCAAAAAUGAGAAAGACAUUCUACAGAGCCUACCUGGAACAAGGCAUGUCUCUUCCAGGAUCGACAGUCGGUCCUGCGAACUUAAACCCCGGCCUUCACAGGCCAGCGACACGACACUUUGCAAUCAGACCUCUCCAUAUACGUGUCGCCAAAAUGCCGUUUCUAAUAGCCACAGACAUAUAACCUAUCCAUUUCCAGCACAAGAAAGAUGCUAUAGCUCGAAUACAGUCCUGCGACCAAUGAUUGAGCAUAUAAUCGACAGUAAAGACGUCGGAGAACUCCAGACACCAGAAUCACCAGUAUUACUAGCCAAGUCAGAAACACUGAGUGCAAGCAACAAUGACAUAGAUGAGUCUGCCUCAGAAAACCACCCAGCAGGAGAAUCAAAACCGGUCCUCACACCCGCCGAGGAUCCCCCAACACCCAAGUUCUGGAGCCACACCAUGCUCAAAAGCCCCGAAGGCAAAAACAUCAUCGUCCACUACUGCAAAACACUCAAAAGCAGCGAAGACGUCGCGCAACUCUUCCUAAACGACAAGAUCCUCGGCUUCGACAUGGAAUGGAAAGCGCAGGCCUCCGCCUGGAACAGCAUCCAAGACAACGUAUCCCUGAUCCAAGUCGCAAACAGGGAGCGAAUCGCUCUCUUCCACGUCGCGCUCUUUAGACCAGGCCGAAAACUCAGCGACCUCGUCCCUCCAUCUCUCAAACAAAUCAUCGAAUCUCCAGACAUCACGAAGCUCGGAGUAUCAAUCAAAGCAGACUGCACGCGUCUCCGCAAGUACCUUAAGAUCGAUGCGCACGGGAUCUUCGAGCUUAGCCAUCUCCAUAAACUGGUCAAAUACUGUCAGAGUAACCCGAAACUGAUUAACAAACGACCUGUCAAUCUCAGUGAGCAGGUGGAGGAGCACCUGGGGCUUCCGUUGGAGAAAGCGGAAGAUGUGAGGUGCAGUGAUUGGACGGUCUCUUUGAGUUAUCGCCAGGUGCAAUAUGCUGCAUCCGAUUCGUAUGCUUGUAUCUGCUUGUUUGAUACUAUGGAUGCGAAGCGGAAAGCCCUCGAUCCUCGACCACCUUUACCUGCUCAUGCGGAUCUGGAUCUGCCUAUUCGUAUUGUGCAGGAGCCGACUGUGACGACGGUCCCUGAUGAUGUCGAAGUGGUUAAGCCUUAA